Messenger RNA from Limulus polyphemus (Atlantic horseshoe crab), 1845 nucleotides. Its product is annotated as TWiK family of potassium channels protein 18-like. Gene Ontology annotation, molecular function: potassium ion leak channel activity. Gene Ontology annotation, biological process: potassium ion transmembrane transport; stabilization of membrane potential. Bases 147 to 1529 code for a protein of 460 amino acids. NCBI's taxonomy places the organism in Eukaryota, Metazoa, Arthropoda, Merostomata, Xiphosura, Limulidae. Gene Ontology annotation, cellular component: membrane. The record is from RefSeq and is a predicted model, not a curated record. The transcript is spliced from 3 exons.
AUAGGACGGCUCUCGGUGAUCAGAAAACUUCACCAAAGUGUGAUUGGAUAAGAGUAUGGACGUCUUUCUGUUAGGGAGAAAUAUAUAUUUUGCUUCCGCUGAUAUCGACACAACGUACGGUUCAAAGUCCCGUUGCGUCCCAAGCAAUGGCAACCACCCCACAUCCAGCGCAAGAGAGAUCUGAGCUACCAGAUAGCGCUAUCGGAGUAAAGCCACAUCUGUACGGACGACCCUCUAACUUGCCUAAUUGUGGCUGGUCAGGAUGGCCGCGCGUGCCCAGUAUGUGCGUGGUCAACCCAAUGCACAUUGUUACCUUAACAGAGAGAAAAGAAUCCAGAAUCGUGAGAUAUGCUGAGAAAAUAAAGGCGGUAUCUGAGAAGUGGUUCACCCACGUGCUGCUGUUGUUCUUUCUCUUCGGAUACGCCGCCUUAGGGGCUGUCAUCUUUCAACUGAUCGAAGGUCCUGUGGAAACGCAAGGAAAAGUAGGCUUCGAAAAUAUCCGCAAACUAAUAAUUAAAGACCUUUGGGAUCUGUACGAGCGCCACGAUACUGAAGAAGACUGGCGAGAGCAGGCGUUCCGGCGAUUCAUGAAAUAUGAAGAACAGGUGUUACAAUCUGUUAACAGCAGCGUCAAAACGAAUCCAGACAGUAAACAGUGGACAUUCGUGGGGGCAAUGUUUUACUGCGGAACUAUCUUCACCACUAUAGGUUAUGGUAACAUUUACCCUAAAACAAACGCGGGAAGAGCUGCCACCAUCGUAUAUGCUUUCUUUGGAAUUCCCCUGAUGCUAAUGGUUCUUGCUGAUCUUGGAAAAUUUUUCACCAGAACCAUCAAACUCAUCUACAGCUACAUUCGACAGUUUUACCACACUGGAGAAUGUCGAAGAAUUCAGAGAAUUGCUCGUAAAGAUAAGAACCAUCCUACUCAGUAUAUGACGCUAAAGUUCAACUCCAACAACGAGGCCGUCCCAACUAAUCCUAGUUUGGAGUCCAGGUCGUUCGACGAAUCAGAGGACAACAGAAAUGGUAACGACUCUGCUAGGCAUAGAAAACCCGAUUCAUUCGAGGUUGAUGACGAGUUCAACUUGCCAAUAUCGCUCGGUUUGUUUUUUCUCGUGAUUUAUAUAAUGAUCGGAGCGUUUAUUUUCACACUGUGGGAAAACUGGAGCUUUUUUGAAGCAUUCUAUUUUGUUUUUAUUUCUAUGAGUACUAUAGGUUUUGGCGACUACGUUCCUGAACAUCCCAUCUACGUGAUGGCUACCUUCAUUUACCUUCUCUUUGGUCUAGCCCUUACGUCAAUGUGCAUUAAUGUUGUCCAGGAAAAACUUUCGGCUACUUUCGAAAAGGCCAAAGUCAGACUUGGAACCACAAUGGGACUGGAUGUGAACAGUCUUCUCCAGAGCAACUUAGCUCCAGAAGUGGCCAAAAUGGAAUUAGCAGAAGUACACGGUAGACGUAGUUCGAAGGAACAUUUGUUUAGGGAAGAUAUAAACAAGCAAGGCAAAAGCUUAGAAGCAAGAGAUCUUUAAUGUAUGAUUGUUUAGGCUAGCGUUUAGGGUUACAUGCUGCAUAUUCUCAAAGAAAAAAAAAACUUGGAAAGUGAGAUGUGGGUAAAAGAAAUCUGGAUAAAGUAGGUUUUCUCUGCCCUAUUUGUAUAUGAUUUUACUAAGUGAUACAUAGACCAGUAUUACACUGAUUGAUCCAAAGAACGAUUUACGAGUAUCCAUUUCUUUUUUUUAACUCAAAGAAUUUGAGACAGUUAUUCUUUCUAGAAUCUUUAACAGCUACAUACGCUCGAGAAUGUCAAAAAAAGAAGAAAAAAUACAUAUACCUUAUUUGCCCGAA